GGUGUUUCCUGUGCUGCAGGGCCUGUAUUAGUCCACCCCCUUUACCAUGCAAACAGAUCCCACCCCUUUAGAGAUUAACCUCGCACUGCUUUUACAUCAGGGACUUUAGCACAGACUUUCCCUAUCUGUGAUGACGGCAGAAAGUCAAGAGAUAUUUCUCUAUAGCCCCAGACGAGCCACAGUCCACUUAUAAAUUAUCAUUAUUCUAUUCCAUAAUUUGCUAUCGCGAUGCCCAGGCUCGCUGGCCUCACCGACGCCCUGCUCCUCCUGCUCCUGUCCUGCUGCAGUCCUGUCCGGGGAUAUUUUGCGGAGGAGCGCUGGAACCCCGAAUCUUCACUCCUCGCACCCCGGGUUCUUCUUGCCCUCAUUUGCAGAAACUCCGAGCACUCAUUGCCGUAUUUCCUGGGUACUAUUGAGCGCCUCAACUACCCGAAGGACCGUAUGGCACUGUGGGUAGCAACUGAUCAUAAUGAGGACAACACCACAGCCAUUCUGCAUGACUGGCUUGUAAAAGUACAGAAGCUCUACCAUUAUGUAGAGUGGAGGCCAAAAGAGGAGCCCAGAAAUUAUGAAGAUGAGGAAGGUCCAAAAGACUGGACAGAUCCUCGUUAUGAGCAUGUUAUGAAGCUUCGGCAAGCAGCGCUGGAGUCUGCUCGUGAGAUGUGGGCAGACUAUUUUAUGCUGGCAGAUUGUGACAACCUCCUCACCAAUUCAAAUGUGCUCCGGGGGCUGAUGAAACAGAACAAGACUAUCAUCGCUCCGAUGCUUGACUCUCGUGCAGCCUACUCAAAUUUUUGGUGUGGAAUGACUUCCCAGGGUUAUUAUAAGAGGACACCUGCCUACAUACCUCUUAGGAAGCAGAUACGAAAGGGCUGUUUUGCCGUUCCUAUGGUACACUCCACGUUCCUAAUAGACCUCAGGAAAGAGGCCUCCAGGCAGCUAGCCUUUCACCCACCACACCCAGAAUACAGCUGGGCAUUUGAUGACAUUAUUGUGUUUGCUUACUCUGCUAAGAUGGCAGAGGUUCAAAUGUUUGUAUGUAACAAGGAGACCUAUGGAUACUUCCCUGUGCCACUACGUUCCCACAAUACUUUGCAAGAUGAAGUGGACAGUUUCUUACACACUGUGUUAGAAGUUAAUGUGCGAAAUGCCCCAGUGAUGCCAUCCAAAUACAUAAGUGUUCCUAGAAAACAACCUGACAAAAUGGGCUUUGAUGAGGUGUUCAUGAUAAACUUGCAGAGGCGGACUGACCGCAGAGAACGUAUGCUGAGGGCACUGCAUGAGCAGGAGAUUGCUUGUAAAGUUGUUAAUGCCGUGGAUGGAAAAGCAAUGAAUGUCAGUGAAAUUCAUGCUUUGGGUAUCCAUAUGCUUCCUGGAUACAGUGACCCUUAUCAUGGUCGUCCACUAACAAAGGGAGAGCUGGGAUGCUUUCUUUCCCACUAUAACAUCUGGAAAGAGAUUGUGGAACGAAGUCUCCACACAUCUUUAGUGAUCGAAGAUGACCUGCGCUUUGAGGUGUUCUUCAAACGUCGCUUGAUGAACUUAAUGAGUGAGGUGGACCAUGAAGGUCUGGAUUGGGAUCUCAUUUAUAUUGGUCGAAAGAGAAUGCAAGUGGCUCACCCGGAGAAAGCAGUGCCAAAUAUACACAACUUGGUGGAGGCAGACUAUUCAUAUUGGACACUAGGAUAUAUGAUAUCAUUACAGGGUGCCCAGAAGCUUUUAAAAGCAGAACCAUUAAAGAGGAUUUUGCCAGUGGAUGAGUUUCUUCCUCUCAUGUACAAUAAACACCCUGUAUCUGAUUAUAUGGAACAGUUUGAAACCAGGGACCUGCUGGCAUUUUCCGCAGAGCCUCUCCUUGUGUAUCCAACUCACUAUACAGGUGACCCAGGAUACGUCAGUGACACUGAGACCUCCACUGUGUGGGACAAUGAAAAAAUCCGCACAGACUGGGACAGAGCACGCUCAGGAAAAAGUCAUGAGCAGGCUGAGAUCAGCACAGAGGCACAGAACUCAGAUGUGCUCCAGUCUCCUUUGGACAGUACAGCACGGGAUGAGCUAUGAGAGGAAGUCACUAAGAGCCUUGGAAAAAUAAAAAAAAGGUCCAUAAAACGCACCACAUUAGUUUUGUAAUCAUGUUUAACCUUUGAUCACUUUGAUUUUGCAUCAGAUCAGAUGUGGUAUCAAAGAAUAUAGAGAAGUUUAAAUUAUCAGAAGUGAAAAGUUAAAAAGGGAUCAUGCAUGUCAUGUUUUCUGCUGUCGUCAGCUUGUGGUUUUUACUUUAUAAAGGCACUAGACUUGCCAUUUGGAAUGGCAUUUGCAGUUCCCACCUACUCUCUGUCAUACAGAAAUAAUGUAUACUGGUAAAGAACAAAACUGGACUGCUGCGUUUCAGUGGUGCUAAUUUGAGAUUAGACUGCGUUUUGUAGCCUUGAGAAAUUAAUGAAUUUGGCUACAACAACAACAAAUCUGCACCACAGAGCAAAAUAAAGACGUCUUAGAUCAACCUAUGCAAAACCUAUGAACUUUUGGCAUUUUGAAUCGUUUUGUUUGUUUUUGUUAAAUUUUAUAACAGUGCUUUUUUUAAAAAAAAUUUUAGUUGGUCAUUGGACGGUACAAUAGAACCCUGUAGCAAAUUUCUAUCAAAGUGACAAAAUUCAGAACCAAGUAAUUUAAUUUACAGAAAUACUGAGGCAGAUUUACCACCAGUAAAUGUUGCUGUUUUGUUUAAAUUUUUGUUUUGUUUUGUCCUGUUUUUUUGUUUGUUUGUUUGUUUGGUUUUUUUACUCUUGUAGUUCCACCAACCACCUCUUCAUACAAAUAGACGUGAGACAAGCCACCAAACACACUGGUGUUUCAACUUGCCCACAUCCAAAUGCACAUCAGCCACUUUAUUACCUCUCUCCCACAGAUGCGGUGCUGGUACCCAUGCAAGUUCUGCCUUAGUUUUUGGGGUUUUUUUAGAAAGAGCUCACAUUUAUGUAGCAGACUUUGAAGUAUUUUCCAUGUCCAUAAAGUUAUGGCACAGUGACGCACCACUGUGGGCUGCAUCUAUAAAUUACCUGUGAAAUUUUUGUGGUUGCCCUUCUUUUUGCCAAUGAUUGUUCUGAUUUUGGGCCCAUUGGUUUUGUGGCGUUGUGAAUACAUUUGUCUUUUUUGGCAGAAAUUCUAUCAAACAGGUUCUGGAUUAAGCACCAGCGCUGCAUCGGUGGAAAAGAGCUGUAUUGCUGUUCCAUCUCAGAUCAGUUCAGUGUGAAUGUUGAGCAUUUUGAUUGUGGUAGACUUUAUGAAUUGUCAUUACAUAAGAUAAGUGUAGAUCAUCAUAUUUCUCACAGUAUAUUUAUUGUGUCAUGGUUUCCCUCAUCACAUACACAGAUCUCUGAUGAAGCCAGUUUCUGUUGAGUCCUGAUGGGAGUUAUUCACUCACUAAGUGUGCACAAAAUGUUAGUGGUGCUUGUACCGACAAAAAAUAAAAUGUUUUCUUUUUAACA
Molecule: messenger RNA, 3488 nt
Organism: Haplochromis burtoni (Burton's mouthbrooder)
Lineage: Eukaryota; Metazoa; Chordata; Actinopteri; Cichliformes; Cichlidae
Gene: colgalt1a
Product: collagen beta(1-O)galactosyltransferase 1a
Exons: 12
Coding region: 229-2061 (610 amino acids)
Molecular function (GO): procollagen galactosyltransferase activity
Source: RefSeq, a predicted model, not a curated record